This is a messenger RNA of Thrips palmi, 1524 nucleotides long. Its product is annotated as mitochondrial ribonuclease P protein 1 homolog. The transcript has 5 exons. Gene Ontology annotation, biological process: mitochondrial tRNA 5'-end processing; positive regulation of mitochondrial translation. The record is from RefSeq and is a predicted model, not a curated record. The coding region runs from base 358 to 1443 and encodes 361 amino acids. Gene Ontology annotation, cellular component: nucleoplasm; mitochondrion; nucleus. Gene Ontology annotation, molecular function: tRNA binding. Lineage: Eukaryota; Metazoa; Arthropoda; Insecta; Thysanoptera; Thripidae.
GAUUCAUGUGAUACGAAAAUUAUGAUUGAGUAAAUUCAUGAUGUUUACUUUCCCUUUUAAAUUUUUAGUUGAGGUUCUUGUUGCUGUGAUGAAUAAAAUACUGUAGUGAAAUUUAGGUUGGCAGAACGAUUGGGCGCGUGUUUACAAGUGUCACGUUUCCUGUGCUGUUUGGUUGUUCUGCUUGUUUGUCUGCUGGACUAGGAAGCAAUUUGAAGUCCUCCCAAUUUGUCUGUUUCAAGUAAUGUGACACAUCUGCCGCACUCUGUGUCUACAAGUGCGGAUUAAAACUGCUUUCGAAUUGUGUGAUUAAAAAAAAAACUUGUGUCGAGCGAGCCCGACCAGAAAAUACAUUGCCCAAUGGCUGUAGGUUAUGUUUGGAGCAGGUCUGCUUGUACCUGGAGAAGUGCUCUCUGUUUUCCACUUCUUCCUGUGAUGAAAUUGAAUGGCAAUCCGCUCCAAGGUAACCGAACUAUGCUGUUAGUACAAGCACGACAACUGUCAAAAGUCAACAAGCAGCAAGUUCCUCCAAAACAAACUGUCAAACUGAUGAAUGACAAGCUGUCCCCUUAUCCGUAUAUCAUUCCCGAGCAAAUGGAAAACUUCAUCACUGGAGGAGACCCUCAGGCCAAAAUGAAAUUACAGGCAGUGCUUCUGCUCAUGGCUUUCAUGAGAGAACGAGGUGAAAAGCUCCCAGAAAUAUUGGAUUCACAAAACUUUCUUGAAAUGAUUGAAUGCAGUGAACACGAAGUUUACAAGCUCAUUGAAAUGUAUAAUUUUCACAGUAAUAAAAACACCUUAUCAGUGAAAAUUAAAAACGAUAAAAAGCUAAAAAGGAACAGCGUUAAUCAUAAAGAGAGUUCUCUGGCCAAUGCAAUGAACAAUAGUUUGCUUUUUCCUAUUUCAAAAAUAGACCAAUCACACUAUUACAACACAAAUUUAAUACAGGGACUUCUGUUUGGUCAACAAAUCGUAUUCGACUGUGCAUUUGAUGACUACAUGACUUUAAUAGAAAUAAAAACUACAGCAAAACAUCUUAAUGAUUGUAUACGACAUAAUAGAAGAAGUCUCAGGCCAUUUGGACUAAAUUUCUGUAAUGUGGAAAGCAACGGAAAGUUGCUCCGCCAUCUGAAAUUACAUAAUCCUUCAAUCGAAAAUGACCUGCCAGUGAAUUUGUACACCUCUUCUUACCUUGAUGUGUUCCGAAAGGAGGAUAUAGUUUAUUUGUCACCUUUUGUACACCGAGAAUUUGAAUAUCAUCCCCACGACGUGUAUGUGCUGAGUGCUCUGAGUAAUAACAACCCUCUCUGUGUGAAGAAAGCUAGAAAAGAAGGUGUCAGGUGUUUUAAACUGCCAUUAGGCUUUUAUGAGAUGAAGAGAAGAUCACGUCUUAGCAUCAAUGAGGCGUUCAAGAAGCUGCUACUCAAAAAGGAUACAGACACAUAGCACUGAUUUCCCUCUUCGACCCCGAAAUGGAGGAGGGGGCGUAACUAUGCGACCGGCCCAAACAUCGCUCUCUCACCACUC